AUGGUUUGGAUCAAUUGUUAUGGAUCAUCUAAUAAUUUAAUCACGAUAAACCAAAAUGCAGCAACAAUAGAUGCAUCGGAAACAAAUACUGAUGAUGAAAAUCGAACGAACAAUAAUCAACAAUCUACAAUCAAUAUUACACCAGAGAGUGCCGUAGUUUUGGCUUUAACUUUAGGCCAACUUGCUUACAAUCACAACAAAGCCUUUUCAGAGAAUAUAAACAAAAUGUGGACGGGUCUUACUAGUUUUAUUUCUAAUGGAGGCUCGGACACAAUCAAACAUGUAGCAUCUGGUGCCGAACCUGCUGCUGAAGUAUUUAUUACCAACAAGGAAAAUCUAGUUGCUAAAGCUGAAGCCGUAAAGUAUUUAUUGGAAAAGAGAAUGGGAUUAUUCUUUUCAUGGAAAAAUAUUUGUACGGUCACAAAGUGGUCUCUCAUUGUUGCAUCAUCUGCUCAAACAGUUAAAUUAUUGUAUGAGCUGUGGAUUUAUGAGGAUAUUUUCUAUCACUCUGCCGAACAAUUAGCUGGUUUCAAGAGGGAUCAAACAGAAAUUCACAAAAAGUUGGAUGAAAUGAUUUCCAUUCUUGAACAUAUGUCGAAUCUUAUCAUCACCCAAGAAAGAUUCACCCAAACAACCUCAAAAUCUCUCAUGCUGCUUGUUGACCAAUCUCUUUUGAACGACAGCUUUGAUAAAAAUUUCCUUGCACUUACCAACAAAUUCAAGAAAUUGCAAGAAUCUGUUCAGAAUGAAAUCGAGAAACUCAAUGAAGAAAUGAACACUCUCAAAAGUCAGAUUCAAAAGGACUCUGACUUCUUCAAAGGAAGCGUCGAAAGAUCAAAGACCAACAUGGUAGUUGGUGCCUCGUGCUUUGCACUAAGUACAAUUUCUACUCUCAUAUUUCCUCCACUAGCUCCAGUUAUGUUGGCUGGACAUGCAGGAGGUAUUAUUAGUGGUGCAGUUGCUGGAAUUAACUACGCCCUUUAUUACUACUCCAACUCCAAGAAAGAAAAAGCAGAAUACAGACUCAAAGAGGUCAUUAAAUUGCAGAGCCAAAUUGCCCAUAUUAGAAAUCAGUCGAUGGAACAUCUCAAUCUCUAUGAAGAACAAAAAGCAAAACUUGUUGAAUAUUUAAAAAAGCUAAGAGAGCAAGAACGAGCGAGUACCACUCCUACUAUCACUGAGGGACAGCCCGAGGAUACACCUCUUGAAGAACCUAUCAUCAAUCAACUUUUGGUACAAAUAGUAGAGUUUUAUAGUACCAACAACUUACUUUUUUGGUACAGAGUAAUGAGCGGUAUCAUGUUUAGUUUGUGGUUGACCUCACUCGUGAAAGAUGGGUUCACCAUCACUCACAAGACCUUAAUUACCCUCAUACUGUAUUGUAGUAUCAUGUUUACACUUAAUGUGGCGUACGACUUGACCGAGAAGCAACAAAUGACAUUUGGCAUUCACGUAAAUGCUUCUUCACAUUUGGCUAAAGUCACAAAAUCUGCCUACGAAGAACGAUACAAACAUGAAUGUAUUUGGUAUGAACUUCCAGUUAGUAAGCAAUUUGAGCUAGAAAUCAAAUCGUUGCUCCUUAGAUUAAUUCCUGGCUAUGGUGACCAAGCGAGCCAAUUAACUGCUAAAAACGCUACUGGCCACUUGAUUCACAAUUCUCGAUGUCUGCAUUACAUUCAAGUUCUCGAAAGCCACGAUGAGAAAGUUGUGUCACAUCUCAUCCAGACCAGUUCCCACUCUUCGUCUGGAGUUGAUAUUCAACAAAUCAAUAACCCUUCAGAAAUGGCUGGAGGGACAUAUCUUGAUUUUGCAUAUUCGAUUGUAAUGAAAGGUUUCAAAGCAGUUGUGGAUGGAUUAGAAUUGUUUUCUACAAGAACUAGUUUUAUUACCAAGAUUUGGUGUUCAGCAGUCGUGGCUCUAGUGAUAUUGGCUUUGGUUAAGAAAAUUGUGUUCUGUUGUUAA
Molecule: messenger RNA, 1962 nt
Organism: Naegleria lovaniensis
Lineage: Eukaryota; Heterolobosea; Eutetramitea; Acrasida; Naegleriidae
Exons: 1
Coding region: 1-1962 (653 amino acids)
Source: RefSeq, a predicted model, not a curated record